CAAAUACGGCUGGGAACCAGUCUAGGUGAAGGUCGAUUGAAACAUUAAUUUCAUGAUUUUUUCGAUUUAAUGCUUGUUUUGGAAUUAUUAGACAGAAUUAAUGAAUAAAGAAACAUCGUUGUAUCUAUUUGAUAAAAAAUAUGGAACUGAGAAAGCUAUGUCAGAAAGUAUUGUUUAUAAUACGAAAGAAAUUAUUCAAAAAUUUUAGACUCUUGAUCGGACUAUUAGCAGUGUUUUCUAUCUUAAUUGGAUACUGGCCACCAUCACCAGGUGAUGGAUGCCCAAGUGAAAAAACUUAUCUCAAAGAUGAUUUUAGAGGAUGGAUGGAAAAUCAUAGUAUGAAUGCAGAUAACAAAGUUUUACUUCUAGCGGAAUCAUCGCUUUCUCACGAAGCCAUUAGUAUUCUCAAUACUUUAGAAUCAUGGAAAAUUCGCGUAAAGAUGCUUGCUGCUGAUAAAAAUAUACCAACACUGGCACACAGGGGAAGAGCCAAAUAUUCAGCUAUUAUUUUCCAAAAGAUAAAAAGAUAUUAUCUAAUGGAUAGCUGGAAUAGGAAACUAUUAGAAACCUACUGCCAAGAUUUUAGCGUAGGUAUAAUUUUCUUUACCCCAGGCAACGAAAGUUUUAAAAACAAUAUUUAUGGUUUGCAAACUCAAAUUGUGACUCCUGUUUAUGACUAUACGUUAGUUAAAAAUCCCCUUCUCAGAAUCUCAAAACACGGAGCAAAAAUUAAAAAAGUGCCUGGAAACUCUUGGACUGCUUUUACAAAUACAUCAUUUCAAACUGUUGCAACGGCUACAACAGGAAAAGGAGAAAAUAUAAAAACUUGGACAGUAGCCGCUUUUGAAGACAGAAUUAUAAAAAAGUUUUAUAUCGGAAAUUCUUUUUCUUCAUUUUGGGUGCAUAGACUCUUACUAAUGGAUGCUUUAUGCUACUUAUCAGCUGACAGAUCACUAUGCACAACUCUAAAAAGAUAUGUUCUUAUCGAUGUUGAUGAUAUAUUUGUAGGAAAACAAGGUUCUCGGCUCACCGAAGAAGACGUUGAAGCUAUGAUAAAAGUUCAAACUGUCUGGAAUAGAGAUUAUUUGAAUAAUUUUAAAUUCAAUUUGGGUUUUUCUGCCUAUUGGUAUAUGGAACAAGGAGAUAGUGAAGAGAUUAAAGGAGAUCAAUUAUUAAUAAAAGUUAAAGAUCAGUUUCAAUGGUUUCCUCAUAUGUACAAACAUACUCAACCUCAUAAGUUAAAUUUAAGUGAACUAGAAAAUUAUAUGCUACUUAAUAAAGCUUGGGCCAGAAAACACAAUAUUAAAUUUGAUACGUUCUAUUCUGUUCCACCACAUCAUUCUGGUGUUUAUCCUGUUCAUAAAGAACUAUAUGAAAGCUGGAAAAAAAUAUGGAAUAUACAAGUAACCUCAACCGAAGAGUAUCCUCAUCUAAGACCUUCUAAAUUUCGUAGAGGUUUUAUUCAUUCUGGAAUAAGAGUUUUGCCUCGUCAAACUUGCGGACUCUAUACUCAUACUGUUAAACUAUUUGAAUACCCUGGGGGCUUCCGCCGAUUGUUGUCAUCCAUAGCAGGGGGUGAACUUUUCAGAACAUUUGUGGAUAAUCCUGUUAGUAUAUUUAUGACUCAUAUGUCAAACUAUGGUAGAGAUCGCUUGGCAUUAUAUACUUUUACGGCAGUGUUCGACUGGCUUAAAUGCUGGACAAAUUUGAAAUUUAUACAGACCAGUCCCAUUAAUAUGGCUAAUUAUUAUUUCAACUUAUUCCCUGAAGAAAUAGAUCCCAUUUGGUUUGACCCCUGCAAAGAUCAGCGCCAUUUCAAAAUAUGGUCAUCUAAAAAAUCUUGCGGCCAAUUGCCUGAUGUAAUUAUAUUAGGGCCUCAGAAAACUGGUACAACAGCUCUAUUAACCUUUCUAGAUCUUCAUAAAUCAAUAAAGGUUUCUAAAAAAUCUCCAAACCAUUUUGAAGAAACUCAAUUCUUAUCAGGAAAAGAUUAUUUCAACGGUUUGGAUUUCUAUAGGAGCUAUUGGCCGCCUCAAAAUAAUUCAGAUACCCUUCAAAUCGAUAAGAGCUCAACCUACUUUCAUAGUGAACUGGCUCCAAGGAGAGCUUAUGCAUUAGUUCCAUCUGCAAAAUUAAUAGUUUUAGCUCUAGAACCGGGAGAGAGGGCUUAUAGCUGGUAUCAACAUCAAAGAGCCCACAAAGAUCGAACUGCCGAAACAUAUACUUUCGACGAAGUUCUUGAGGCGGACGAAACGUCUAUGAAAUCUUUGCGAGAUUUAAAGAAACAUUGUUUAAACCCAGGUCAUUAUUCGCAACACAUAGAAAAAUGGCUUCUUUUUUAUCCUUCCAGUCAAUUACUUUUAGCAGAUGGCAAUGAAUUAAAAAGAAAUCCAGUUAAGACUCUACAAAUAGUGCAGGAAUUUCUCGAUCUUGAAACUUUAGAUUUCGCAGAAUUGUUGGUUUACGAUCCAGUUAAACAAUUUUAUUGUGUAAGGGAGAAUAAUAAAAAGAAAUGCCUAGGCAAAAGCAAAGGAAGAAAAUACGAAGAAAUGAGCCAAAGAGCAAGACAGUUCUUGAAUUCCUAUUAUAAAAAGCACAACGCAAAUUUAGUGAGGCUUUUGAAAAAAAUUUCAAAGGAGCUACCGUCUUGGCUAGAGGCGCUUUCUCAACAGAAUGAAGAUGAAGAGAAAAUUGUAUAA
This is a messenger RNA of Dimorphilus gyrociliatus, 2699 nucleotides long. The record is from the annotation of a GenBank genome assembly. NCBI's taxonomy places the organism in Eukaryota, Metazoa, Annelida, Polychaeta, Dinophilidae.